Molecule: messenger RNA, 3983 nt
Organism: Heterocephalus glaber (naked mole-rat)
Lineage: Eukaryota; Metazoa; Chordata; Mammalia; Rodentia; Bathyergidae
Source: RefSeq, a predicted model, not a curated record
GAAUAUUUGGUUUUGCAUUCUCUUCUUGAGCUACCUGGGCCCUCCCUGUGGAGCCCCAGCUCUUUCAGUGGGUGGCUUUAGAUUGGCGGGGGAAAGCAAGGACCUGAGAACACCAUGCCUGGCACCCGCCCUCAGAGUCACCCCUGUGCUGAGGAGACACAAACCCCACCUCGCUCUUUGCACGCUGCUCGCACGGACACCGCCAUUCCGGAGGCGAAGGCCACAUUUGGAAGCACUGAAGAAAAUCAGCCUUGCAGGCCCCAGCGCGGCUCAGCUGUGCUCGAGGUGAGCCGUGCGGCCUGGCCCCGCCCCGCCGCCGAUAAAGUGCGCCCGCGGAUAAAGGGCAUCGGUGGAUGAAGGGCAGCCACGCAGCGCCGGCCCCAUGGAGGGGCCGCCCUACCUGGAGUUCUACCUGGACCAGUGCGCCGCCCAGGAUGACUGUGUUCCAGCCUUGUCUCCUCUGUUCAGCCCAAUUGUUCCUUAUGACGUCUACACACCUAACCCAUCCAGCCCAGAUACUACGUCGGAGUCACAUCUUGAAGUCAAAGACAUACCCAGUGAUUUCUCGUCUGUGGAUCUUAGCUUCCUACCAGAUGAACUUACUCAAGAAAAUAGAGACCAGACUGCUGUCAGAAGCCAGCAUGAAAUUGAAGAAAAUCGCAACACUCAAAGUCAUCAAAAUAAGUUGCCAUUACCUAGUGAACAGGAUGAUGAGCUGGGCUUACACAGCAGCAUUUUAUCAAAUUCCUGUGCACAUCUGCACCCUGGUGCUGCUGACUCAGCCCAGCCCUCAGCUGAGAAACCGAGCCCCGAUGCCUUGCCUCUGGUGGCCAUGACUCCCAUGACUCCAGUGACCCCAGCCUUGGAACGCUCAGGCAUUGUGCCUCAACUCCAGAACAUAGUUUCCACUGUAAACCUGGCCUGUAAAUUAGAUCUGAAGAAAAUCGCCUUGCAUGCCAAAAAUGCAGAAUAUAAUCCAAAGAGGUUCGCUGCUGUCAUCAUGAGGAUCCGAGAACCCAGGACGACAGCUCUCAUCUUCAGCUCUGGGAAGAUGGUCUGCACGGGAGCCAAAAGUGUCCUAAGAUUUAGUUUGAAGAUCAGAUCAGAUGAAAUUCUUCUGCCCCCCAAGCCAUCAUUUUCCUGGCCCAGUGGAUCUUCCAGGCCCUCUACUAGUGCUGCCAAGUGGACAGCAAGAGGAAGUCUUGGUGGGCUUCCUCACUAAGGCUGAGUGCUGGCACAGAAAGCACAGGAAUGUAGGCUCCACCUACAUUAGACCCCCGUAUCCUUCAGAAGGUCACCUCACAACAUUGUGGAUGCACACAGGCUUUAUUCAUUGCAGAACCAAAUAGAGAUCUCCCACGUCAUUUGGAUUCACCCUUUCAGUGCAAAGAUUCAUGUGCAUUAUCAUUUUCCAUCUCUCAGAUUUCUUUUCUUCUCUCUGUUCUAUUAGCCAUUGUUUGAGACUAACUUUAUUUUGUUAGCCUUCUUUCACCUCCUGGGUUCAUUUUGGGAGGCUCUGGCACCAUUUUUAGGAAUUUGUCCUCUUUCCUGAGUGGGGGUAUGGAGAACUAGUUUUUUAGCUCCAUCAUCCUUUGCUCCAUGGAGAAGCCAGCUUACAUUUAAGCGUGGACAUAAAUAAAUUACUAUUUAGAGGAACAAGUUCUAAAUUUUACAAUCUUGCAAUAGUUUGUCUUUCUUUGUACAAGGUGUGAUAAAAACUAUGGUGAAUGUUUUAAUUAAAAAUAAAAAAAUUAUUAUACUGAAAGACACAUUGCCAUUCAUCUUCCUCAGAAUUCUCCUCCACAUGUUGAACAUACUUAUGCCAUCUUUCUUAUCACUUUCUAAAGAGUUCUGGAAAUCCUCUUUCAUAAGUGUCUUUUUGUGGUUGCUCUGAUAUUCCGAAUCAAUGCAAAACGUUUACAGCAAUUUCUGUCAAAUAAAAAUAUCUGACCCUGUGCAGCUUCUGGCUCUGCCCUAAAAUGAAUAUGAUUGUGAAGGAUAAAUGCUUUACAUUGACUGAGGACACCCAAUGAUAAAUGUAAAUGUAUACCUAAAAUGUACCAAUACAAGAAUGUAAGCAAAAUAAAAAAUGGACUGAGGACAUUGACUCAGCCACAACAGCACAACUAAAGACAUCCUGAAAGGGGAUUUCCCAAACUGCUUCAGAAAGAGACAAGAAUAAUGAGUUAAGUAUAUUUGAAGCUAAGGAGAGUAUUUACACAGGGAUUAAUGACAGUGUGUCUUUCAACUAUAAUACAAAAUUUUUAAAGUUUUAUACAUUAUACAUAUAUAAUGUUUAUAUACAUAUACAUUUUAUACAUAACCGUAUUUUUCAAUCAUACCUCAUAUAGCAAACAUUCAAAAACAAAUGGCUGUGGUCUAGAAAUUCUUUUCAGGUUCUAUCUGCUAAAAAUGUUUAAGAACUUAUAAAUGCUUACAAAAUAUAUUUAUUAUUGGGAAAUGGUAAAAUCUCAGAAAAACCUGUUUACAUUGGCAGGCUUUUGAUUGAAGAUAGAGAACAUUAAACCAACAAUAUCAUGAUAUAUUAACUCUGAUAAGAUAACCUCAGCUCCUAAUAGCCUCAGGUGGCUUAUAAAUGAAAAAUAAUAUAACCAAAAAUUCUGUUCUUGACUUCCAUACUGUCUGCACUCAGGGCUGGGAAUGUAGCUUGAGGAAGAAUGUGUGUGAGGCUCUGGGUUUCAUGCCAAGCAACAAGUGAAAAAUAAAAAUAUCUACACUCAGCACUAUUUUUUUUUAUCAAGAUAGCUAAAAGGGUUUUGGUAACACAGUACUUAUUUACAACCACUAUGAUAUGCAGUUAUAAUAUACUGGGUCUUGAAUGUUUUGGAAAUAUAGAUGAAUAGUGCUAUUUUUAACUUUUUCUUUUUCUGUCUUAAUAGUUAUGAACCUGAACUGUUUCCUGGCCUUAUUUAUAGAAUGGUAAAACCACGAAUUGUGUUGCUUAUCUUUGUAUCUGGAAAAGUUGUGUUGACAGGUAAGUUCUAAAGAUUUUUUUCUGACUUUCAUAAAAUUUAAUAGCUAUGAGCUAUUUUCCUUUUUUUCUUUUUUGGUACCAGGGAUUGAACUUGGGACCUUUCACCUUCAAGGCAGGUGAUAGAACUGCUGAGCUAAAUCCCAGGCCCCUGCUUUUCCUUUUAAAUAGCAUUGUUCACCAUUAUGUAGUAACAUUCUGGAAAAUUGAAAAUCCCAAUUUCUGAAACAUUUUAUGUCACUUUCAUACACACACACCUUACAUCCUGCCUUUUUAUCAACCACUAUAAAUAACACAUACAACCUGAUUGUUAAGACUUUCAAAUGAAGGCUUUCUGUGGCUGUACAGUGUUCAAAGAGGUCUGCAGACAUUUUCUGUGGGUCACAGGGUCUCUGCUGGACUACUGACCUGCACCUCUGCAGAGCAGGGACAGUCAUGGAUCUCACAUGAAGGAGUGGGCUCUGAAGUGUGAAUUCUUAUGUGUGUCACAUAAUAGUGGUCUUUUUUUUAAUCUCCUUUCCCCACCACUUAAAAAUAUAAAAAUAUUCUUGGCUUAAAGGUUAACAAAAAGUCAGCAGGCUGACUCUGGUCAGCAGGACUACAUUUUCUGACCUCUGUUCUACAGAGGUCAUGGAAUCAAACUUAGUCUCCUUUGUCUGAUUCUUGAAUAGUCUCUCUUUGUUUGCUUCUUAUAAAUAGCAUAAACAUUUGGUUAUUUUUACAUGUGGAGAAUUAUUUUCUUAGUUUGCAUGCUCAGAAAUGGAACUUGUGUUUAAAGACAUGACCAUUUCCAAACUGCCAAAUUCUUUGAAGGAGAUAUACUUCUUCUAUAUCCUGUGUCCCAGCAAUGUAACUAAGUAUCUUUUACUAAUCCCUCAGUAGCAAUAAAAAUGGUACAAAAGAAAACUUUUUAAAUUAUGUAAGUGAAAAUGAUUUCACCGUGUUAACAUCAUUGGUAACCAGAAAUAGAAACCGAUCACCAAGUAUAGUG